GUUAAGCAGUCCUCGAAAAAAUCUUGACUCAGAGAACGAUUGGAACUAGGAAACCUUGCUUCAACGAUGCGAACUCGUAAUAUUUUGGAGGUGGAAAAGGUCGUCUCUUUUACUGAUGAAGCUUUGGUGCCAACAAUGUGUAAGGCGACAAAAUCGAAAAUGGCCCACUUAGUCACUAGCGUCAUAGACAAAUACAACGACGUAUUCGAUAAUUACAGCGAUCCCAGAGUGGACGGAUGGGCGUUAAUGUCGAGUCCAGUACCAACAUUAGCAAUAUGUUUAUUUUACGUAUAUUUUUCCAAAGUAAUGGGACCAAAAUUAAUGGAAAACAGAAAACCAUUCGACCUUAGGCAAAUUUUAAUUAUAUAUAAUUUUAUACAAACUAUAUUUAGUGCCUGGAUUUUUUAUGAGUACCUGAUGAGCGGUUGGUGGGGAAGCUAUAGUUUUAGGUGCCAACCUGUAGAUUAUUCGUCAAACCCCAUGGCAUUGAGGAUGGCAAACGCAUGUUGGUGGUACUACUUCUCGAAAUUUACGGAAUUUUUGGAUACUCUAUUUUUCAUUUUGAGGAAAAAGUUUAGUCACGUAUCAACGCUUCAUGUCAUUCACCACGGAUGCAUGCCAUUCUCCGUAUGGAUGGGCGUUAAAUUUGCUGCAGGUGGGCAUAGCACUUUUUUUGCGCUACUUAACACAUUUGUUCAUGUAGUAAUGUAUUUUUACUAUAUGCUCUCGGCCAUGGGACCCCAGUACCAGAAAUACAUUUGGUGGAAGAAGUAUCUCACGACAUUCCAAAUGGUACAAUUUGUUUUAAUAUUCACACAUCAAUUUCAACUGUUAUUUACGGAUUGCGAUUACCCCAAAGGCUUUAUGGUUUGGAUCGGUUUCCAUGGAGUCAUGUUCCUGUUUUUGUUCUCCGACUUUUACAAAGUCAAAUAUACGUCGGGCAAAAAGGCUGUGCAAAAUAACAACACCGGAGCCUGCAUGGUUGUCGAAGACGAAGUACAUACGAAUGGAAAAGUGAGCAACGGUACUAUGGGUGAAACAUUAACAAGCAGCUACCUUGAAAGUGAACUGUCCAGUACUUAUAAACCUUGCUAUUCCAAUGGAAUCAACAAUGGAUUUGUUAGUUAUCAACGGAACGGCAAAAAAAUAGAUUAAAUUUGAGUUACGAGGUGCGCGUGUUGCGAUCAAUUGUGUUUUUUUCCAGCAACUUGUUUUUGUUCCCAUCAGUCCUGCUUUUCAUUGUAUAUAAUCUAGCAUUUUAUGCUCAGGGUAAAAUUUUUAUGAGUUCACUGUAAAUGCUCGGCUUACUUAAUUUUUGAGCCUUCGUGAGGUGCCAAAGUCCCAUAUUUUGUUCUCUCACAUUUCUCUUUCAUUUGGCUUGUUUAAAAAAUAAAAAUGCCACGAGUGCCUAUGAAACAAUUUACUGCUCCACCUAAGUUUCUAGAUAAAAUUUUGUUAUAUUAUUCAUUAGCGAGAUAGGGAAGUACUUAUGAUUCUGCAGGCAUUGACCAAUUUUUAGUUAAAAGUAAGAAAAGUGGCAAAAUUUAUAAUAGUAUUUCGUUUAUUCGCACUCAAACUGAUUGUAAAUUAAAUACGUAUAGAGUUGUACAAAACGCAACAUUUUUUAUAUACAACACAGAAAAUCAUACUGUACUAUAACAUUCAAUCUUUCAUUUUGUAAAUCACCUAUGGAUUAUUUUGUCUUCAGUUUUAGUAGGUUAGCGCUUAUUGUGGCGUUAAAAAGCUUUUGUUUAUAUUUAUUACGUAGAUUAAAUAUGUUGAUGGCAACGGAUACCUAUCUAUAAUAGUAUUUUUUUGUAAAUAAACUAAAUAAAUUGAAAUAAUUGUGA
Photinus pyralis (common eastern firefly) is the source of this 1850-nucleotide messenger RNA. Its product is annotated as elongation of very long chain fatty acids protein AAEL008004-like. NCBI's taxonomy places the organism in Eukaryota, Metazoa, Arthropoda, Insecta, Coleoptera, Lampyridae. Gene Ontology annotation, cellular component: endoplasmic reticulum membrane. The transcript is spliced from 8 exons. Gene Ontology annotation, biological process: fatty acid elongation, polyunsaturated fatty acid; sphingolipid biosynthetic process; fatty acid elongation, saturated fatty acid. Gene Ontology annotation, molecular function: fatty acid elongase activity. The record is from RefSeq and is a predicted model, not a curated record. The coding region runs from base 67 to 1155 and encodes 362 amino acids.